Molecule: messenger RNA, 465 nt
Organism: Peronospora belbahrii
Lineage: Eukaryota; Oomycota; Peronosporomycetes; Peronosporales; Peronosporaceae
Source: the annotation of a GenBank genome assembly
AUGCAACUUAUCAAUCCGCUAUAUCGUGCGUCAAGCAAACUCGAGGAGCUCCAGGUCCAGCAAGAGCAUGUUUUACUCUACCAGCAGCACCAGCAACAACUGCGACACCGUCACAAGACACAGAAAAGUGGUCCUGCACCAAAGCCCGUCACGCUACCUGAGAGCGUAUUGCUAGCGCAAGAAGUACUGCAGCUAUUGGAGAAGAAGCUUGGAGCUACGCGGUUUUUAGAGGCGUAUCAAUUCGUGCAGAGGAAAGUGGCGGCACGUCGCGCAGCACGCAAGCUCCAGCGUCAAACUGAAACCGUGUCUGAUCCACAGCGUGCUGCUCAGCGACGGAUGCACAAGAAUGAGCAGAAACGUCGUACGGAACAGAUACGGAAACGAAAACACGCUCUAGUCAAGGGCUCAACAUCAGCAGCAGUGCGUCCGACAAAAAUACUUCGUCCUGGUGCUGAGAUGAUUUGA